AUGAAGAUGAAAGACUUUUUAAGGUCAGGAAACAUGGCAGGAUCCAUGGCACGGUAUAGAGCUGGCCUUACUCCGUUAAGAUCUUCAUUACGAACUAGAAAUUUACAAAGCAUCCGAUUGAUUUCUCAAUCAUCAGCUACUUCACAGACAAAUGGAAAAUUGUUUGGAAUCUUAGCACUUUCUGGAGGGCUUGUUACAUCAGGAAUAUUCGUUUAUAAGUCUACAAUCUUUAAUGAUAUUUUACAAAAUGUUCCCCGUCGAGCCAUUGAUACCAGCAUCCAUGAAUUACAUCCUGAAAAGGAUGCAGAAACUUAUGAGAUGGGACUUUUCGAGGCAUCUAAGAAGGAAGAACAUGACCAACAAGUGGAAUAUCGUCGUCAAAGGUUAUACGAAGGGAAUUUCAUAUCUAGAGUGUGGUUCAGAGUGAAAUUCCUUGUAUAUGAUUACUUUGUUGACCCAAGUAUUACCUUUUGUAGAUUUAUUGAACUUUCAUGUCUCUUUUUACCAGUACUUUUGAGUGCACCAAUUUGUUGGUUUGGAAAACGUGAUAGGAAAACUGGCCAACAUAUUAGAUCUGGAGCUCAAUUAUGGUUUAAAUAUUUAAGAUGGUCUGCCGAAAUGGCUGGUGCAUCUUUUAUUAAACUUGGACAAUGGGCAGCUUCAAGAACUGAUAUUUUCCCCAAGGAAAUGUGUGAUGAAUUAGGUAACUUGCACUCAAACGCUAAGCAACAUCUGUUGAAGGAGACCAAGAGAAUUAUCUCUCAAAGUUUUGGAAAUAUGCCAUUUGAAGAGAUUUUUGAUGAAUUUAAUGAAAAGCCUCUUGGUGUAGGAGCGAUUGCACAAGUUUAUAUUGCUAAACUUUCGAAUAAGGCAUUACAAAAGGCAAACCAAGAAGAUUUAGAACAGAAAUACCACAAAGAAACAACUAAUAAAGCUGAGCAAUAUUUUGAGAAAGUAUUAGUUACUAAACAUAGUGAUCCAUUGACAUCAAAUCAACGUGUUGCAAUUAAAGUAUUGCAUCCAAAAGUUGAAGUGAAAAUCAAUAGGGAUUUAAGAAUUAUGAAGUUUUUCGCUAAUAUCAUCAAUGCUAUUCCAACUAUGGAAUGGUUAUCAUUACCUGACGAAGUUGAACAAUUUUCAUUAUUGAUGAGAUUACAAUUAGAUUUAAGAAUUGAAGGUUUGAAUUUGGUUAAAUUUAGAGAAAAUUUCAAAAAUAGAUUGGAUAUUCAUUUCCCUAAACCAUAUAUCAAUUUUACUACUAGAGAAGUUUUAGUGGAAGAAUUUAUGCAUGCUAUUCCAAUGAGUAAGAUGUUAUCAUUGAAGGAUAAUUUUGGUAAGAAUUUAUCCAAAGAAAUUAGUGACAAAGGAUUGGAUGCAUUUUUAAAGAUGUUGAUUUUAGAUAACUUUGUACAUGCAGACCUUCAUCCUGGUAAUAUGAUGGUUAGGUUCUACAAGAAUGAACAUUUCAAACAUGAAAAGGAAUAUAAGAUUGUUAAAUCAAGUAAUGAACAAGAAACCAAUAAGAUCACCAAUGAGUUAUUGGCUUUAGGGGAUGAUAAUAAGGCAUGGUGUGCCAGACUCUCCAGUUUAUAUGAAGAAGGAUAUCAUGCAGAAAUCUGCUUUUUAGAUGUUGGAUUAAUUACUGAAUUAAAUCAUAAGGAUAGAGUUAAUUUCAUUGAUUUAUUCAAGUCCUUAAGUGAGUUCGAUGGAUAUAAGGCUGGUGAAUUGAUGAUUGAAAGAUCAAGAACUCCUGAAACUGCAAUUAAUAAAGAAAUUUUUGCAUUAAAGGUUGAAAAAUUAGUUGAUAGAAUGAAGGAAAGAACAUUUACUUUGGGAAAUAUUAGUAUUGGAGACUUGUUGGAUCAAGUUUUGGGCAUGGUUCGUACACACCAUGUUCGUAUGGAAGGGGAUUUCAUUACAGUCAUUGUUGCUAUCUUACUUUUAGAGGGUAUUGGAAGACAACUUGACCCAGAAUUGGACUUGUUUGCAAGCGCGUUACCUGUUCUUAGAAGACUUGGUGUUCUGAAAGAAGGUCGUGAGAUUCUCAGCAAUGAAAAUUCGCUCAGUAUGAUAAAAGUCUGGUUGGCUUUAGAGGUCAGACUGUUUAUUAAUGCUUCAAUUCAAGACAUACAUUCAUUAGUUAAGGCAGACAUGCUUAGUCCAAAUAUUUAA
Molecule: messenger RNA, 2172 nt
Organism: [Candida] anglica
Lineage: Eukaryota; Fungi; Ascomycota; Pichiomycetes; Serinales; Debaryomycetaceae
Source: the annotation of a GenBank genome assembly